Zootermopsis nevadensis is the source of this 3948-nucleotide messenger RNA. The record is from RefSeq and is a predicted model, not a curated record. Lineage: Eukaryota; Metazoa; Arthropoda; Insecta; Blattodea; Termopsidae.
AAUCCCCGAUUUACUACGUGUUGUAACAGAAUUGUGCGUUUCAAGAGGUGAAAACGCGAAAUAUGACAACACAUUAAAUCAGUCUGUAACUUUUAGACUUUAAUUAGACAAUAGUGCUACUUUAAACGAUUCAAUAUCUGAUCCUAUUGUACAUGUUUAUAAUAACUUUAAACAUUUCCCUUUAAGUUUAAGAACCAACAUUUCUAACUCCUUAAGUACUGCUUCUAACUUGGUACUCAUAUUUUGAUUUUAACGUUCUGAGCACUGUCCCACUAAAUCCUGGUUACAUUUCACUGUUGUCCUGUUCAUCUGGGGCCGUGUUCAUUUUAACAUUUCCUCGCUGGCAGUUCAUAUCUUAUGGUGAAAUGUUUUAUCCAAAACCAAAACCGAGGUCCCCUCUCAACUCUUUUACUAAUGUGUAGAAUAAAACAAUUCAGCCAGGUAAGAAAUAAUUCUUUUCCUGAAUUAUAUGAACGAAAUUACUUUUAGCUUUAAUGUUGGCAAAAAGCAUUUCCAACUAUUGGCAGUCCUGCAUAUUUGAUUUAUUUCGUGAUAUUCAUAGAUAACAAGAGUAGGUGGCUUCGUUACUUAUCGAUAUGGGGCUUGGUGAUACAUUCUGUCUUUAACCGAUGUUUCCGGUCUGCAGUUGAAAUGUCUAAGUUGUGAAGGAUUGUCUUUCCACUUUUUUGCUGAAAACUCAAAAAUUCAAGGUUACUCCUGCCAACGUAAUAUCAAGCAGAAUGAUAAGUGGAUUUCAAUUCUGAUUUUUUAAACUUAUAGAUACUGUGUAGACGGUCACUGAUGACCAUGGUAGCUUGAUGAACAAUGAAAUUGGAUAGCUGGGAACAAAUCCCAGUGAGCUCAUUUCAGUUUUGUGUUAUCAACGUGUCCAAACACCUCUAGAGCCAAACCAAGUCUUUUGUCCAAAGAAAGUAAAGAGAUGGCUCAUUUCUGAGUUCACGUGCCAUGUAGUUUGAUUGAAGUUUACUGACAUUUCAGAGUUACUUGUUGCCUCAAAUCAUGAUGGCUAUAAGUCACUCUGAUGAAGACAGCAAGUACAUCUGAAAUGCUGGUAAACUUCUACCAGAUUACACAGUUUCACAACCCAGAAAACAGCCGUCCUCACACCCGCUGUCAUGAGUACUUCAAGUAUUACCUAAAGGAAGAAAGGUUGCAAAUGUGACCACUUGCCUUGUUUAUGUGGAGCUCAUCAUUUAAUUUCGCGCUAAAUAUUUUGGUUCAUCCUUGUGGAGAGACUUGCACUUUGUUGCUUAGGCAAGGCAGAAUUUGUAACCCAGAAAGCUGCCCUCUUGAGAAGUGUAUGUUCAGGCCAUGAGGUUACCAUGAUAAUAAGACUAUAAUUUAUUAUUUAUCCAGUGAAACCCUCUGAUGGGCACGAUCUGUUUCAUAGCAAAUGUCAGAGGUGUGACGAGUGAGCUGGGCCAAUUGAAGAUGCUUGUGUCAUUUUCUUUGCAUUAAGGAGAAAAAUACAACUUCAGUGAUUGUGACAUAUACCCACUAAAAAUUAGUGUGACCAUCGGUUUCCACUGCCCACCUGUAAUUAAUAAUGCCCUCUCCCUAAUUUUAAAAUUUCUUUACUUAAUGUAACAGUUAAGUGGUUAUCACUAUGUUCUGAAAUCAGCUGGACCCUAUUUUUAUUCACGUGCCUGGUAUCUAGGCAAAUGCGCGGUGUUUUUUCCAUUCCUAAUUACUACAUUCAAUGCGUUUAUAUAGCUGGAGUCAGAUGUCUCUUGUUUCAUUUUGGCUAAUUGGGCUCGAACCUCAUUUCUCACGUAAAAUGGUAUUGGCCUACUGGUGCCCACAAAGAGAUCAGGGUUUUUGACCUAAAAGUGGUACUGCAUCAAAUUGCAAUUACCCGGCCUUUUCAUGAAGAAUCCCUUAUAUUGUAUGUGCAUAUCAAAUAAUCGAUCUUUCAGGCUACUUCGCCAUGAACUGGCCUCCCUUGCUUUCGCAUGCAGUUCAAUUCGAACUGGUAUCAUUGUCCGGGGUCGCCGAGCCUCCACCCACAUAGCUGCUGCACGCAAUAUUCACUGAAUCCAUCCACUAGGUUGUGUUGUAAUUAGUGCAUAUACAUAAGAUACUUUUGUGCAAUUUUACCUGACUGUUAUGCCUAAUUGUAUUCUAUAAACUCUCGCUGUGUAAACGUAUCAUAAGAGUACGUUGCAAGUUUCGUAAAGAUAACAUCCCACUUGAUUUAUUCAAUAUAACUUGAACUGUUGAAGAAAACAUCAAGAUGACUGUGACUUAUACCGGCGAAGUAGCUACGUGCAGAGGAUUUGGAUGUUUCUUGAAAUUACUUUUUCGAUGGCGAGGCAGUAUCUACAAGCUGGUGUGGCCAGACCUUGCCAUGUUUCUGCUCCUUUACUACACCUUUAACUUCGUCUACAGGUUCUUCCUGGAUUCAGACCAAAAGAAGGUGUUUGAGGACUUGGUGAUGUACUGUGAAAGCUACAGUGAUCUUAUUCCAUUAUCCUUUGUUCUUGGUUUUUAUGUCUCAAUUGUGAUGCAAAGGUGGUGGAAUCAGUAUGUCAGUAUCCCAUGGCCAGAUACUAUAGCUGUGUUUGUCAGCUCCAAUAUACACGGGCAGGAUGAGCGAGGGCGUGUGAUGCGUCGGACAAUCAUGCGAUAUGUGUGCCUUUGUUUAACCAUGAUAUUCACCAUGAUCAGUCCAAGAGUUAAGAAACGUUUUCCAACACUGGACCACUUUGUUGAAGCUGGUCUUCUUACAGACAAUGAGAAGUCCAUAAUGAAUGACUUAAACAAUAAAUUCCCAAGGCAUUCUAAACAGUGGCUGCCCAUUGUGUGGGCUGCCAGCAUAGUGACGAGAGCCAGAAAGGAAGGCAGGAUACGAGAUGACUUUGCAGUGAAGACUAUCAUCGACGAACUGAACAAGUUUCGUGGACAGUGCGGCCUUUUGCUAAGCUAUGACUCCAUCAGCGUGCCCCUGGUGUAUACUCAGGUGGUGACAUUAGCUGUUUACUCAUAUUUUAUAACAUGCAUCAUGGGGCGACAGUGGGUAGAAGAAAUAGAUGAAAAUCUGCAGAAACAAAGGAACUCCAUUGAUUUGUACUUCCCUAUCUUCACAACAUUACAGUUCUUCUUCUACAUCGGAUGGCUCAAAGUGGCAGAGAGUUUAAUUAAUCCAUUUGGAGAAGAUGAUGAUGAUUUUGAAGUAAACUGGCUGGUAGACAGGAACCUACAGGUUUCUUAUCUGAUUGUAGAUGAAAUGCAUCAUGAACACCCAGAACUGAUCAAAGACCACUAUUGGGAUGAAGUGUUUCCUGCUCAGUUGCCAUACACAGUUGCAUCUGAGCAGUUCCGGGAAGAACAUCCCCAACCUUCAACUGCCAACAUCGAGGUGCCCAACUCAGCAGCUGAAUAUUCUGUACUUUUAUCAAUCAGGAUUGAUGAUAUUGGUGAUCAUGCUAGUGGAAUCCAGUUCUCAGCUGGCCCAAAAAGAAGAAGUAUAAGUCGUGUGAACACACGAGAACGCAUGACACCUGCUGGUUCAGCUACUAGUAUGAAUACAGGAAGCCAGGCCAGCUCACUGCACCGUUCGGGUUCAGUACCGUCUGUUAUCCGGCAACUCUUUUCCAGGGAAGGGUCUACUGGAACAAUCGCUGCAACUCAAACACCUGUCACUGUAGAUGGAGCUGUGGCCAGCUCAUGGUUUGUUCUGACUGAUUGUGUGCUGCAUGACUAAUGAGAAUAAAUAAAUGCUAUUUCUAGGCAAUGAAUGAAACCUAGUUGUAAAAUUGAUAAUCAUACAUAACUUGAGUAAACGAUUUUGUCUCAUGAUGCUGAUCUCCGUGUUAAUGUUAAUUAUUAAUUGUUAUGUUAUGUAGAACAGUUGUGAUAAAACAGGUUCGUAUUAAUAAGAGUGUGGCAAUUUGUUCGAGAUUAGUGUUUUAAUAUAUAUAUUUAUUU